Molecule: messenger RNA, 815 nt
Organism: Talpa occidentalis (Iberian mole)
Lineage: Eukaryota; Metazoa; Chordata; Mammalia; Eulipotyphla; Talpidae
Product: sperm flagellar protein 2-like
Exons: 6
Biological process (GO): sperm axoneme assembly
Cellular component (GO): manchette; sperm midpiece
Source: RefSeq, a predicted model, not a curated record
AGGAAGAGCUCCUCAAGACCCAGCAGAGGUUCAAGGCUAUGGACAGGAAGCAGUCGGGUACCAUCACUUUUGAGCAGUAUAUGCAGGCUGGUCUGUGGUUUACAGGAGAUGAAAAUAUAAAAGUUCCGGAAAGUCCUUCAGAACCCUUGCCAUUCAAUAGGCAGGAACAUCUUAUAAAGUUUUUUUUUAGGCUCUUUGCUGACUAUGACAGGGAUCCCCCCAGGCUGGACUACACCCGGAUGCUGCUGUAUUUUGCUUGCCAUCCGGACGCCGUGGAAGGGGUCUACAGGGCGCUCAGUGUGGCCAUUGGAGCUCACGUCUUCCAACCAGUGAAAACUUCAGUUAGUAUCAUAGAGAAGCCCUCGUUUCCCUAUUUGAAUACGAUUGAGGAGUAUCCUGAGCAGGAAGAAGAUUCUGUAAGUGAGAAAAGAGAAACAAAAGAGGAAAGCAAAGAAAAAGAAGAAAGUCCUGAAAAUGCAAACACUGAAAAGAUUUCCAUGGAAACGCUACUCAAGGUGUUCCAAGGAAGAAAUGAAGCGCAGGACUCUAGCAGGUUCUCCAGGCACUUGAUGACAGAGAGCACUUAUUUCAAGAACUUCAUAAAAGUAUUUCAGGACUUAGGUGCCAAGGAGCUGGAGCCAAUUAAAGUUGCUGCUCUGUUGAAACAUCCUUUUAUUCAAGACCUGAUUUCAAGUUAUCCAGACUAUAAAAUUCCUGAUAUUAAACUAAUUCUGCAAAGAAAUGAGCAUGUACAAGGAAGUGAUGGAGAAAGCUCUCCUUCAAGACUCACAGAGGAAAGAAAUGAAGAAAGGAAG